GUGGUAGUUAUGUGUGUCCUAUUUAUCUCACUGAAGAGUAUGGUCUCAAAGUGCAUCCAUUUAGCUAGAAAUGUCUCAAGGUUAUCCUUUGUGGCAGAGUAGUACAGUACUUGAUUGUAUUAAAAAAAAAAUCUUGGGCAGUCACCUGGGGCCGGUGGUGCAGGUGCCUCGCAGUGACCUUGCAGUGGCCCAGGUAGGGUCCCUGCGCGGGACUCAGGGCGCGAGCUCCGGCCGGUGGUUUCUGCUGGAGGACUCCGGAGGAAGGUGCGGCCCGGAGCCCCUCAAGAAGCGCCAGCAACUCACCUUCCAGAGAUAACCUACACCAGCAAAGGGUAGCUUACAUAGCAUUUUGGCAUAGCAAAAUGAAAUGCAAGGAACAACAGUGACAUAAUUGAAGGCAGCAAAAUCAAAAUAAAAUAGGACCACUGGUUAGGAAGACUGGAGAGACUCAUCUGGUCAUUCCAUCUAGGCCUCCUCCAAGCAACACCACUUGGCAGUCGUCAGAUUGGCAGCGAUGCUUCCGUGUCCUUGUACCACGAACCUGUGAUGGAACUUUUUCAGAUAACGUCAAGUUAAACUAUAGUAUGUGAAUGGAAAAUAAAGUGAAGCAGUGUUUUAUCAUGUAUUUCCCAGCAGGUCUUCUUGAAAUUUAAAAAUAUGACAUCUUUUUCUUCAGACAGCUGCUCUUUUCAGAACCAGUUACAUCAAACGAAUCAGCCUCUAGAUGCUACUUUUCUGUUGUUCUUGAUCGUACUUGGGAAAAUAUUACUAAACAUCCUCCCACUAGGAAUGAGAAGAAAAAACAGCUGUCAAAAUGUUAUGGAAUGUUUUUGUGUUUCAUUAGCAUUUGUUGAUUUUUUAUUUUUGGUAAACAUUUCCAUUAUAUCCUAUUUCAGGGAUUUUGUACUUUUAGGUAUUAGGUUUACUAAAUAUCAUAUCUGCCUCUUUGCUCAAAUUAUUUCCUUUACUUAUGGCUUUUUGCAUUAUCCAGUCUUCUUAGUAUCUUGUAUAGAUUAUUGCCUGAAUUUCUCUAAACUCACCGAGCUAUCAUCUAAAUGUCAGAAGGUGUUUUAUUUCUUGGCAGUAAUUUUGAUUUGGAUUUCAGUCCUUGCUUAUGUUUUGGGAGAACCAGGUAUCUACCAAAGCCUGAAGGCACAGACUAUUUCUUACCAAUGUCCUGUCCAUGUCAGCAUUCAGAGUUACUGCCUGUCACUUCCCACGAUGAUAAUUUUAUUUAUGGCUUUUAUAACCUCUUGGUCAGAAGUUAUUACCUUGGCACAGGCUAUUCAAAUAACUUCCUAUAUGAAUGAGCCUAUCUUGUAUUUUCCUUCUUCAUCCCUCCCUAGUUACAUUGUAAACUCUAAAAGAAUACUCUUGCCCAAGCUCAUUGUCUGUUUUCUUGGUACCUGGUUACCACUUGUACUGCUUCAGGUAUUCAUUCUUUUACUUAAAGUACAGAUUCCUGCAUAUAUUGAGUUGAACAUUCCCUGGUUGUACUUUGUCAAUAGUUUUCUCAUUGCCACCAUUUGUUGGUUUAAUCGUCACAAGCUUUAUUUAAGAAAUACCUCAUUACCCAUAGAUCCAUUUGUCAACUGGAAAUGCUGCUUCAUUCCACUUACAAUGCAUAAUUUUGGACAAAUUGAAAGCCUAUGUCAAUAA
Heterocephalus glaber (naked mole-rat) is the source of this 1659-nucleotide messenger RNA. Its product is annotated as putative G protein-coupled receptor 160. Lineage: Eukaryota; Metazoa; Chordata; Mammalia; Rodentia; Bathyergidae. The record is from RefSeq and is a predicted model, not a curated record. Gene Ontology annotation, cellular component: plasma membrane; signaling receptor complex.